Molecule: messenger RNA, 2913 nt
Organism: Mesorhabditis belari
Lineage: Eukaryota; Metazoa; Nematoda; Chromadorea; Rhabditida; Rhabditidae
Source: the annotation of a GenBank genome assembly
AUGGGGGAUACGAUUCAAAGAAAGAUGACACCGGUCAAACGGGACAAGCAGCUUUUGCAAGAAUUUGAUCACCAAGUUCGAGAAAUUCGAUCUCAACUCACUGAACAACUCAAAGCUCUCGGUGAGAGAACUGAAACCCAGAUCCAUGUACUUUCGGAAUUGGAAGACUAUUUUCGACGAAGGGGUGAGCUGGAAAUUGAGCAGUCAAAACAACUCGACAAACUGGCGAAAGGAAUCCUUCAAAAACACAAAGCUGAUAAAACUAGGAGAGAGAAUUGGCAACAACAUGCCUCGUCCUAUGUUUGGCAGCAACUCGUUGAUGCGACAAAAGAAGAAGCAAAAGAACGUCUAAAGAUGGGCGAGAUUUUUGCAAAAGAGCUGACAUCUAGCAUUGCCCAACGCUGCGAUGAUUUGGCUAGAAUAAGCAAACGGUGUCGUGAAAUCGGUCUCUUAUCUCAUGGAGAAAUCACCAGAGUUCUCACUGAGCUACACACCUCAAUGAAAACCUAUCAGAUUUGUUUCGCCGAGGCAUCGGCCGUUGAAAAAAAGCUCCAUUGUGCCGAAGAUGAAUACAAAAAGUUCGAGGAAGCAAAUCGUGGCAAGCCAAUCGGAAGAAAAUUCAAAACUCUGCAAAAAUGCCUCGAGAGACGGCAAACGAAAUGGGAACUGGUCCGAAUUAAAUGCACAAAAGCGAGAAACGAGUAUUUGUUAUGCAUCAAGGCAGCAAACGCUGCUCUAAAUCGCUUCUUUGGGCAAGACCUUAGCUAUUUGGUUGAUUGCAUGGAUUUGGGAAUGGAAUUCUGGAUGCGGCAUUUGAUAGAUCAAGUGAUUGAGGCUCGAAAAAAACUUACCCAAAAAGAGAUGGAAGCUCUUGGCGAACUUGGAACCGUGAAAUCUUCAUUGGAUAGCAAAGCAGAUAAGCAGCGGUUUUUCGAAGCAAAUAACUCCACCUUUAUGUUGCCAAAACAAUUUGAAUUCAAAGCUCAAUUCGGUGAUUUGUCCUCUACGGUGUCAGCUGAACGUUCUUUAGCUGGAGAACUAGCCCAGCGACAAAGACAAAUCACAAAAAGGCUUGAUGCGUUACGUUUCGAAAGUGAUGAGGUCUGGAAAAGUCUAGAAGCUGCUGAAAGACAGUUGUUUGCUCUCUAUCGUGAUGAAGUUCAAGAUGCUAACAAGUGGCGAAACGAUCUUCUAGUGACAUAUCAGUAUUAUCUCAAGAAAUUUGAGUAUUUUCUUCUCAAUGGAAAUCUUGUCGAGCGACUUGAAGCUAGAAACUUUGCCAUUGGAGAAUCACUAAACGAAAGAGGCAUCAAUGUUGAAAGCAGAAAUGGAAGUGAAGGUCCGUCUAUAGAUGGUGACAAACUUGGCCGUAAGCGUAUCAAGAGAAUUGGCUUACACCCGGAUCGGCCUCGUCCAAAAUUGUUUGGUGGAAGUUUGGAAGAAUAUGUGGAAGCUUCCGGGGAAUCAAUACCUUUAGUCGUCUCAUCAUCAAUUAGUUUUUUAGCAAGAUAUGCGUUACGUCAUCAAGGCCUUUUCCGAAUCUCGGGCUCUCAAUCAGAAAUCAAUCGUUUCAAAGAAAUCUUUGAAUGUGGCGAAGACCCGCUUUGCGAUCUGAGAGAUGCUAGUGAGGCUAAUAGUGUUGCCGGUGUUCUUAAGCUUUACUUGCGAGAGCUGCGUGAACCCCUAUUCCCGAUGUAUUUAUUCGAACAAUUCACAGACUGUGCAAAAGCCGAAAAUGCUACUGAAUUUGUUGCGAAGUCUCGUCGUCUUCUCGUUUCUUUGCCUCCAUGCUCUUUGGUGCUUUUAAGAGUUCUUUUCGGUUUCCUAGCUCAUCUUUGUGAGUUUGCUGAUGAGAACAUGAUGGAGCCACAUAACCUUGCCAUCUGCUUUGGGCCUACUCUUCUGCCAAUUCCAGAGGGAAAAGAUCAAGUGUUUUACCACAACUUUGUCAACGAGUUCGUUCGUGGACUGAUUGUUCAUAACGAAAAGGUUUUUCCAAGUGAACAAGAGAUGGCUGGGCCCGUCUACGACAAAUAUGCUUUUGAGCUUCAUAAUAUGAAUUAUGUUGAUGAUAUGGAGGGAGAUGAUGGUCUUACAAGCGGUGACGAAGAAGUGCUUCUUGGUAUUGGCGUUACAGAUGGGAUGGCUGAAACAAGUUUUAAACAAAUGGAAAUCGAGAACGAGGAAGAGUUUACACCACGAAUCUCUUUGAUUUCUCGUCAAUCUGAGGCAACACGAGGACCUAGCCAUGCUUCAAUUGAGCCUUCUGAAAAUACGUCUCUACGAGAUUUGGCUUUUCGGGAUGUCUUCCAAGAACUUAGUCUCGCACUAAAAGAUGGAAAUGUUGCUGCACCCGUUCAUGGAAUACAUGAAACGCCAAUUGAUUCAUCACCUUUCCCGGUUACCAGCAAUCGAUCAUCUACUCGCUCAAAUAUGGAUUUCCGUGUUGAUGAUUUAUCUCCUAGACCAAAUAGCUCUGUCCCAAUGACUAGUGUUGCUGUUCUAAGUCGACCACCAGUUGUUUCACUUCGCGAUCAGUUGUCGCAUGCUGCUCCAUCGCAUCCACAUAAGAUCUAUCCAACUGAAUUUGAUGCCAUUACACGAACAUCAAUCAAGCUGCAGAAGCUAUCUAUGCUCAACAAUGCAUCAAAUAAUUCUGAUGAAAAAGAUGACUCGUUCGAAAAAUUGAGCAACAAUGGUAAUGGUAAUGGUAACAGAAUUGAUUCGUCUUCAACCGGCAUGCCUUUCAGAUUCGAGCAGCCAGAUAUUGUUCGCGAGUUGGGACCAAGGGAAAUUGCGAGCGUGACAAAGGAAUUUAGUGCCAAGAAGUUUGAACCAUCGCAUAGAGCGCUUAACUCCGAAAGUCCACCUUUUGCUGAACUUGAACGUGCAAUUCAAGCAGCAGAACGUCUG